UAUGCUAACCAAUUAUUUAUUUUAAUUAUAGAUAUUUAAACGAAAAAUGCGCCAGUUAUGCAAAGUUUUGUGAUAUUGAAAAAAUUUAAACAUUCACCUUGGUUUCGGCAAAGUAUUAGACAGAAUUUUGUGCGAGAUCAGUUGUGUGCCUCUCAUCGCGCUGUUUCCUUCGGAUGAGUUGCUAUUGAUUUGUGAAAUAAUUCAGGAGUAUCGAUUGUGACAGAAACCUUGAGUGAGUUUUUUGUCAGAACACUUUAACCGUAAUUUUGUGACAAGUUGCAAGGAAUCCAACAACGAUGCCAUACAGCGCCGGCAGUCUCGAAAUGCGACGGCAACAGCUGAUCUCCCAAAGAUCAACCGUGGAGAUGAGAAAAGGACACGCCGUCAGCGUUCGAAGGGCCUACAAGCGUUACGGAACGAAGCGAAGUCCGAUCGUGAUACUUGAAAAUCUUAACAUGACUGUACCUAAAGGUACUAUAUACGGCCUGCUCGGGUCGAGCGGUUGCGGUAAGACGACGUUGCUGAGCUGCAUCAUAGGUCGGAAGAAGUUCAACUCGGGCGAACUGUGGGUUCUGGGCGGUUCGCCCGGCUCCAAAGGUAGCGGUCUGCCCGGACCGAGGAUUGGGUACAUGCCUCAGGAGAUAGCUUUGUACAACGAAUUUACCAUUCGGGAGACCAUGAAGUACUUCGGCUGGAUCGCCAAAAUGUCGACGGAGGACGUGGAGGAUAGAUUGUGUUUUCUAACGAAUCUUCUGAUGUUGCCCGAUAUCGAUAGGAAAGUGAAAAAUUUGAGCGGCGGUCAGCAACGUCGGGUGUCGUUCGCGACCGUUUUGCUGCACGAACCCGAACUGCUGAUCUUGGACGAGCCGACGGUGGGGUUAGAUCCGCUGCUACGCGAGACGAUUUGGAAUCAUCUCACCGAAAUCACAAAGGAUCGCAGCACCACUGUGAUUCUAACGACUCACUACAUCGAGGAAACCCGACAAGCGGGCCUGAUCGGGUUGAUGCGCAGCGGGUAUAUCAUGGCAGAAGAGUCGCCCGCCAGUAUCCUAUCACGUUUCGAGACAGACACAUUGGAAGAUGCGUUUUUGAAGUUGAGCAUCAUGCAAAAUAUGGGCAGACGGAAAAGGUCGAUAGCGGCGCGCGCUGUUGCCAGUGCGGUUGUGCUGCCCUCUGGUAUAGUCAAUCAAGCACUGGACGUCGACGACGAUCACCACCACGAAAUAUCGGCCGAAUUCGGUGACGGUCUGACCACGAGUAAAACUGGUCGGCGGUUCUCCUUGGUCGCGCAGGAAGCGAUACCUCAGCUGCCGCAGGAGCCAGUUCACAAAGCCGAACUGGGCGACUACCUUCUCCACUUAGAGCCCAGGCACAUGAAGGCGUUAAUUUGGAAGAACUUUCUGUGGAUCCUCCGAAACUGGCCAAUAAUGCUGACCGUAAUCGCCCUGCCCGUUACGCAGUUUGCCAUAUUCUAUUUGGCGGUGGGUCACACCCCCACCAACCUUAAUAUAGCCAUAGUCGACUACGAGAGUGGCGAUCGCGACUGCCACCCUCUAAGUUGCAAUGGAACCAGAUUAGGCUGUAAUUAUCUGGAAUAUUUGAAAAAAAAGAAGAUUCACCUGAUACGAUACGAAACCGAGGGGGAUGCUAUCGAUGCUGUCAAUCGGGGAGAAACUUACGCGUCGGUGAUAGUUAAGGAAAAUUACACCACCGCUCUCAAAGCGCGCAUCAGCAAUGGGAGGCGCUCCGACGAAUGGGAUAUGUUUCACUCUACCAUAGACGUUUACCGGGAUGCAUCUGUAAAAGACAUCUCAACAUUCCUUCGAUUCUACUUCUACGACAGCUUCAUGACUUUUAUAGCCGAUUACAUGGAUUCGUGCGAACUGAACAGGAAUGCACUUAAACUGCCCUUACAGUGGAACGCCCCUGUCUACGGAACCGUAGAGACGGAUUUUACCGAAUUUGCGACGCCAGGAGUGCUAAUUACGAUUGCAUUUUUCCUGGCGGCCGCGUUAACAGCUGUCGCGAUGUUGGUGGAACGUAACGAAGGCAUACUUGAAAGGUCCCUUGUUAUGGGGGUCAGUCCGGUGGAGGUGCUCACGUCGCAUGUCGUAAGCGAGUUUGUGCUGAUGAUGAUACAAAUUGUGGCGGUAACGUGCUGCGGACUGUUCAUAUUUCGCAUGAAAGUAAUGGGCUCGCUGGUGCUGUUCAUUAUCCUACUAUCACUUUCAGGGUUUUGCGGCAUGUGGUUUGGUUUUGCCCUUUCAUCGAUGUGCGAUAACGAGACGAGUGCCGCCUACAUUUUACUAGGCAGCUUUUUUCCAUUGAUCCUGUUAUGUGGUGUAAUUUGGCCAAUAGAAGGAAUGGUGCACGGACUUCAGCUGGUUGCGCAGGUAUUACCGCUCACUCAACCGGUCGAGGGCUUGAGAAGUAUUAUGCAGAGAGGGUGGAGCAUGCGAAAACCUCCCGUCUAUCACGGUUACAUCACCAUUUCAAUGUGGACGUUAUUGUUUAUUAUUUUUAGUGUAGUUUUAAUUAAAUAUAAAAGAGGGUAGAAGUAUUUUUUGUAGUACAAAUCUGUUGUGGGUCCCAAGAAGUAUAUUUUUGCAAAGAAAAUAUAAUCGUUAGCCUUC
Photinus pyralis (common eastern firefly) is the source of this 2633-nucleotide messenger RNA. Its product is annotated as ABC transporter G family member 23-like. Gene Ontology annotation, cellular component: membrane. The record is from RefSeq and is a predicted model, not a curated record. The transcript has 10 exons. Bases 297 to 2555 code for a protein of 752 amino acids. Lineage: Eukaryota; Metazoa; Arthropoda; Insecta; Coleoptera; Lampyridae. Gene Ontology annotation, molecular function: ABC-type transporter activity; ATP binding; ATP hydrolysis activity.